This is a messenger RNA of Magnolia sinica, 2010 nucleotides long. RefSeq names its product protein CUP-SHAPED COTYLEDON 2-like. Gene Ontology annotation, biological process: regulation of DNA-templated transcription. NCBI's taxonomy places the organism in Eukaryota, Viridiplantae, Streptophyta, Magnoliopsida, Magnoliales, Magnoliaceae. The coding region runs from base 802 to 1833 and encodes 343 amino acids. The transcript has 3 exons. The record is from RefSeq and is a predicted model, not a curated record. Gene Ontology annotation, molecular function: DNA binding.
UCUCUCUCGUUUUCUAUAGUGUUGGGUUGAAAUCUCCUGUUUUUCGUUUGCGUUCUGUUGUCUGUCCUGUUUUUCCCUGCUAUCUUUUCUUUAUUGCUGGGUUGAAAUCUCCUGUUUUUCGUUUGCGUUCUGUUGUCUGUCCUGUUUUCCCCAGCUAUCUUUUCUGUAGUGUUGGGUUGAAAUCUCCUGUUUUUCGUUUGCGUUCUUUUGUCUGUCCUAUUCUUCCAUUUGGGUUUUUGAUGGGAAUUUGAAAUCUUCUUCUUCAUUCUUUUUUUGUCUUUUUGGUGUUUUUGCUCUGUUCUUGUAUUUGGGUUUUGUUUGGAAGUUCUCAGUAUCGUCUGUUUUUUCUACUUGGUUUCUGUUGUUUGUCCUGUUUUCCAUUUGGGUUUUGAUGGAACUUCAACAAUCUGUCUUCUUCUGUGGUUUUCCUCUCUAUGAUUUCAGCUCUUUUUUUACUACCUCCUUUUUUCUGCAUUGUGUCAUGAUGAAAAUUCAAAAUUAGAUAAUAAAAAAUCAUCUCCUUCUCUUUUUUUAUUUCAUCUGUUUCCCCGUUUUCUGCAUUUAUGGAGAAAUCUAAAACAAGCCAAAAUCAUCUGCUCUUUCGUUGACUUGCUCUCCUUUUCCCCAUCUGUGUUCGGUUUGAAACUCAAAUACCCUCUCUUCUUCUAUGUCUGUUGCAUUUUAAAAGCUUAAAAAUCCUUUCUUGCCUUCACUUGGGUUUGAUAGAGAACUUCAAAUCCUCCCCCUGCUUCUCUUCUCUUCAAAUUCAGCUCUUUUUUACUUGUGUGUAUUUGGUUUUCCAUGGAAAUCUUCAACAACGUCAAUGUUGCGGAAGCGCAGCUUCCACCCGGUUACCGAUUCCAUCCCACUGAUGAAGAGCUUAUAACAUACUAUCUCAUUAAGAAGGUCAUCGACAGCAGCUUCACGGGCCGAGCGAUUGCAGAAGUAGACCUGAACAAAUGCGAGCCAUGGGAACUUCCAAAGAAAGCAAAGAUGGGAGAAAAGGAAUGGUAUUUCUUUAGCCUCCGGGAUAGGAAGUAUCCAACCGGGCUUCGAACGAACAGAGCGACGGAAGCUGGGUACUGGAAAGCUACUGGAAAAGAUAGAGAGAUUUAUAGCUCAAGGACAGGAUCGCUUGUGGGGAUGAAGAAGACUCUGGUUUUCUACAAAGGGAGAGCUCCAAAAGGAGAAAAGAGUAAUUGGGUCAUGCAUGAAUAUCGCCUAGAAGGGAAAUUCUCAUAUCACUAUCUCUCUAGAUCAUCCAAGGAUGAGUGGGUUGUCUCGAGGGUCUUCCAGAAGACCGGCACCGGAAGUGGGAAGAAGGCGGCCCGCCUCUUCAGUGCUGGGACCUACUCCGACGUUGGAUCUCCAUCAUCGUCGUCCCUUCCCCAGCUGCUCGAUUCCUCUCCAUAUGGGCCGGCGGCGGCAGCAGCCGCCACCGACAGAGACAGCUGCUCCUACGAGAGCGAGAGCGCGAGGGAGCACGUACCCUGCUUCUCCACCACCGUCGCUGCCCCUGCGGGCUUCGAACACCAGCCGUUCGUCCCACCGUCGAUCAUCACUGAUCCGAUCGCCCGCCUUGGGAGGGCUGGAAGUGGGCCGGUGUUCCCGAGCCUGCGGUCGCUGCAGGAGAAUCUACAGCUGCCAUUCUUUUUCUCGUCUGUGGCGCCGCAGAUGCCGCCCCAGGCGAUGGUGUCAGGGGAACGGAAUGAGAUCGUGGGUGGCUGCAGUUUGGCUGGGAACUGGCCGGAGUCAUCGGAGCAGAAGGUGGAGAGGAGCAGGCAGCAGGUGCAGGUGGGGAGCACCGAGUUGGACUGCCUGUGGACGUACUGAAGAAAGGUAACUCGCGGUGGACUACCGAAGCCUGUGGGAUCACUGAAGAAACAUAGCUCGCAGAUAUCCCUCUCUUCGAAAAACUGAUAUUAUUACUCUUCUCAGCUUUGGUGUAUGUGCCGAAAAGAACCCUAUGCUUCUAACUAUUUACCAGUUUAAUGCUUGUAUUUUCGUUGA